Molecule: messenger RNA, 1461 nt
Organism: Tinamus guttatus (white-throated tinamou)
Lineage: Eukaryota; Metazoa; Chordata; Aves; Tinamiformes; Tinamidae
Gene: STAC
Product: SH3 and cysteine rich domain
Biological process (GO): positive regulation of protein localization to plasma membrane; skeletal muscle contraction; positive regulation of voltage-gated calcium channel activity
Molecular function (GO): transmembrane transporter binding
Source: RefSeq, a predicted model, not a curated record
UAAAUCGAGCAGCGGGAGAAAGAUCUGUGGCUCUUUUCCUGGUAGGAGCAGCAUUUCAGAGGUAAAAUGAUCCCUCCGAGCAGCGCAACCGAAGUCGACGUGGACAGCGUGGAGAAAGAGCAUGAAGCAGAGAGCACCGAGCAGCCCCCCUCCCCAGCAUCAACCACCAGCCAGGAAUCAAAGCUGCAGAAACUGAAACGAUCCCUCUCCUUCAAGACCAAAAGCUUGCGGAGUAAAAGUGCAGACAAUUUCUUCCAGAGGACUAAUAGCGAUGUGAAACUGCAAGUGGACUUGAUGCCUGAGGUGAGCACGAGCACUGGUCAGCUCCCCAGCUCUGAAAGUCAGGCGUCCUCUCCCACAAAAGUCCCACAGCUGCCAGAAAACAACAAGGCUCACAUCUUCCAAGAGCACAUCUUCAAAAAACCCACCUUCUGCGAUGUCUGCAACCACAUGAUUGUUGGGACAACCGCGAAGCACGGGCUGCGCUGCAAGGCUUGCAAGAUGAGCAUCCACCACAAGUGCGCCGACAGUAUCGGGCAGCAACGCUGCAUGGGCAAGCUGCCAAAGGGAUUUCGGCGGUACUACAGCUCGCCGCUCCUCAUUCACGAACAGUUCGGCUGCAUCAAAGAAGUGAUGCCUAUUGCCUGUGGCAAUAAGGUUGACCCUGUCUAUGAAACUCUCCGCUUUGGAACUUCCUUAGCUCAGAAAACCAAGAAGAGCAGCUCUGGAAGUGGGUCUGAUUCUCCCAACAGGAAUUCUACCUCUGACCUGGCAGAAGUUCCUGAAGAAGCUGAUAGCUCUGGAGGCACUUUUGACAUCAACAGGAAACGGAGCAACAGUGUGUUUACAUACUCCGAAAACGGCACAGAACACUUUGGAGAAGAACCAAAAAGCAUACAUUCUCCGGAACCAUUUUAUAAAAACACGUUACAAAUGAACACCUAUGUUGCCUUGUACAAAUUUGUACCACAAGAAAAUGAAGACUUGGAGAUGAGACCAGGGGAUAUGAUCACUCUUCUGGAAGACUCCAAUGAAGACUGGUGGAAGGGGAAAAUUGAAGACAGAACUGGAUUUUUUCCUGCUAACUUUGUUCAAAGAGUGCAACAUGAUGAAAAGAUUUACAGGUGUAUCAGGACAUUCAUCGGGUGCAAGGAGCAGGGACAGAUAACUCUGAAAGAAAACCAAAUCUGCGUAACUUCUGAAAAGGAACAUGACGGCUUUAUCAAAGUAUACAGCGGGAAGAAGAAAGGCUUUGUGCCCAUAGAUGUCUUAGAAAACAUCUGAUUUCCACAGCUCGCUUGCUGCAGUAGGAGCCCUUUGUUGGCGAUGCCUGUCUGCCUCAUCUCACACUGUGUCAACCCAGAUGGGCUGUCUUGCAGAUGUUCAGGGAAAAGCACGAAAACUGCAACUACAAGAAGAAAAAGACAUUUAGACUGUCACACCAACACUAAGAAAUACAAA